Dictyostelium purpureum is the source of this 5325-nucleotide messenger RNA. RefSeq lists its product as uncharacterized. Gene Ontology annotation, biological process: cell adhesion. Bases 1 to 5325 code for a protein of 1774 amino acids. The transcript has 3 exons. Gene Ontology annotation, molecular function: actin filament binding. Lineage: Eukaryota; Evosea; Eumycetozoa; Dictyosteliales; Dictyosteliaceae. The record is from RefSeq and is a predicted model, not a curated record.
AUGGAACAAUUAUUAGAAGCAAUCAGCGAUGCAGUAUCAUCAAUGGUUUUAUAUUCUGUAGAAGCAGAUGAAAGCAAUGCAGCAAUUCCAAAUAUUUUACCAGGAGCACAAGGUGUAAAGUCAACAGUCGAUUAUUUAGUUGAUUUAGCUGCAAAGAGUGCCUUACUUUGGGAUAAUUUCAAUCAACCAGAUAUGAAAAUUAAAAUGGUUAAUACAUGCGAUCAAAUUAGAGAAGCAACAGCAUUCCUUUUAGAGGCAGCAACUAUUCUUUCAAAUAUGCCAUUUAACAAACCAGCUAAAAAGACUUUACUCAAAGGCGCCAAGGGUAUUAUGGAGCACAUGGUUGUAUUACUUCAACAGGCCGAUCUUUAUGAAGUCACUCGUUUAAUUAGAGCUGCAAGACGUACCGAAAGUAAAUUAAAAAUUUUCAUUGGUCUGGAUCCAGGAGAAACCUUCUUUGCAACUGCUGCACAAGAUUUUGUAACCUCCACUGUAGAUGUCGGUAAAAUUGUCACCAAAAGAAUAAAUGAAAUCGAUGAUUAUGCUUUAAAGAAACGUUUCGAAGAAGCCAACAAUUCAUUAAAGGUAGAGGUUCCAGUCGUUCUUCAACAUUUUGCUUAUUACCAAAGAGAUGGAAACGAUAAACAUUCUUUCAACGAAGGUCAUAAAGUUGCAAAUACAAUUUUCGCUAUUAUCGAUGAAAUUAUUACUGUUGCCAGAUUAUCAGCUAAAUCACCAUUCGACUUAUCAAUGAUUCAAGGUCUCGAUUUAAGAGAUGAAGAUGAUUUAAAGGAUGCAAAUAUUUUAAUUGCUCAAGAAAAACAAAAAUUAUUAUCUGCUAUUGAAGCUGGUGAUGGUAAAGAAGCAUCUAGAGCAUUAAAAGCCAUUAAGAAAGGUUUGAAUGACCAAAUUGUUAUUUCCAAAGCUUUAGCAAAAGCUACUGAUAAUCCACUUGAAAAGAAACGUUUAGAAGAUGCUGCAAGACAUGCUAAAUAUGUAUUAGAUGAUCUUAUUGAACAUUUUGGUAAAGCAGUUGAAGAGUUAUUAGCAAAACCAGAUAAUUCAAUUUUAUUAAAUAGAUUAAAGGCAAAUUUGGAUACAAUUAUGGAUGCAUCAGAUCAAAUGGUAACAAGUUCAGCAAGAUUAUCAUCAAAUGAUGUAGCAGAUGCAACAAAGAUUCUUGAAGAUUUAAUUGAAAAGAUUAAAGGCAAUAUUUCAAAGAGUGAAUUCGAUAGACUUAAAUCCAACGUUCCAAUGCUCAAACCAGCCUUCAAUGAAAUUGUUGAUAUUGUUGAUGGUAUUGCAGCCUCCACCGAGGAUGAAACAAUUAAACAUACUUUAGAAUAUGCAUCAAGAGAAGCAAGACAUAGAGGUUCAUUAAUCAUUGGUAAAUUAGAGGAUUUACGUCCACAAUUAGAAAGCGAUCCAAAUAACAGAGACAUAUCCAAUGAAAUGUAUGCAUUAUUAACUCAAUUGGACCAAAUUAGUAAAGAUCUCUUAAAGACAGUUUCAUUAGGUACCAGCACCCAAGUUUAUGAAAAUCAUAAGAUCAUUGAAGAAAAUUUAGCAAAAUUAAAACAAGCUGCUUUAGCUGGUGACAAGAAAGAAAUGCAAAAUGCUCUUCGUCUCAUUAGAAAGGCUAUGAAUGAUCAAUUAAAUAUUGCUCGUUCCAUUGAAAGAGUAACCGAAGAUCAACAUAUGAAAGAAGCUCUCCAAGCCGCUAUUCUCAAAGCUGAAGAGGAAUUGGACGAUAUGAUCAAGAAUCUUUAUACCGCAGCUCAGCUUGUAGUUGAAGAUACAACAAAUCCAAAAGCUAUUGCUUUAUUAGACGAAGCUAUUGCCGAUAUUGAUGCAUUAAAUGCAACUUUCCUUGGUGCUGUUUCAAGAGAUAUCAUGUCAAAUAACACUAGAGAGUUAGAAUCAAAUUUAGCUGGUUUAGUUCAAUCAAUCAAAACUGGUGAUCAACAAAAGACUGUUCAAGUAUUAAAAGGUAUCAUUGAAGAUAUUAAAAAACAAGGUCUUGUUGCAGAGUUAGCAUCCACAUAUGUCAGUAGCUCAGGUGACGAACAUAGGGCCCAAAGAAUUAAGGAUAGAGCUGUUGAUUUAACUAAUACUGGUCCAGAUCUUGUCAAAGCUGUUAAGGCCAACCUUGUCGAAAUGAAUCCAGAUAAUUUAGCUGCCCUUGCUCAAAGUAUUGGUGCUAUUCGUGAAGCCAAUAAGGAUUUAAAUAAUGCAGUAUUCUUAACAACCGAAGAAGAGCUUUUAGAGAAUUCAUCAAAGAUUGACCAAGAGAUGAGAAGAAUUCAAACCAAUCUCGAAAAUGGUAAACCAGUUACAAUUCAAGAAGUUAACUCACUCAUGAGAAAGAUGAAUAAUCACAUAAGAUUAGCUCAUCAACAUGCUCAAUCCAUUAAAGAUCCAAAUAGUAAAAAGAAUUUAUUAGAUUCAACUGAACGUCUUAACCAACUUGUAUCAUCAUUGGUUGGUGCAUGCAAGAAAUCAAUUGAAAAUCCAAAUGAUCAAGAUGCAAAGAAACAAGUUCAAAGCCUUUUGGACCAAGCAAUUAAAGCCAAUUUAGAUUUAAUCGGAAAUAACUUCUCAACUGCCGAAGAGUUAGUAUAUGGCGCACCAGUUCUUCUCAAAUUAAUUGGUCGUUUAGAGGACGCUUUAAUGAGUGGUGAUUUAGAAGAAGUCAAGCGUUGUUUCAAGGAUCUUAAUGAAGAACUUUCAAGACAACUCUUUUUAGCAAGAAUUGCAGAGUCAUCCAUUACCGACCCAGAAAGAAAGAAACUCUUACAAGAGGCUAUUGCUGAUCUUGAGUUGCUUCAAAAUCAACUUUACCCCUCAGUUAUGGAGUUUAUUGCUAAUCCAAAUAGUUUAGAGUCAAGAGAGAAACUUCAAGCUCUUUUAAGAAAAUUAAAGAAUGAAGUAGAACACGUUUCAUCUAUUUCAUCCACUUCACCAAGUGAACACCUCGAAAGCAAAUCAUAUGCAGUCGCAAAUGAACUUAAUAAAGUAGAAAAAGCUUUAGUUAAAAAUAACUCUGCUGAAGCCAAUGAUAGUGUUCAAAAAGCAAUUAAUGGUAUCAAACAACAAAUUCAACUUUCAAAACACAUUGCAGAACACACAGAUAACAUUGCACAAAAGAGAGCUAUUAUUGAAUUAUCUGAUAAAUUAGAGAAACAAUCAUUAGUUCUCCAACAAGCUGUUAAAGAAUCAAUUGCUAAUCCAAAUAGUGCCACACAUAAAGCUAAAGUUGCCGAAGCUGCUCAAGCUACACGUGUUUUAAUGGCCCAACUCAUUGCUGCCUCAUCAAAUAAAGUACCAGAGGAACAAGUUAUUGCCACCGCUAAUUCAAUUAAAAGAGAUCUUGACAAUCUUUCAUCCUCUCUUGCUUCUGGUAAAGAUGUCGAUAAGGCUAUCAAGGAACUUAAAUCUGCUGAAAUUAAACAAAAAGUCGAGUUACUUAAAGCUUAUGCCGCUAAAGUUCAAAAUCCACAUACCAAAAAACAAAUUAACAAUGCUAUUAAAGAUCUCGAAAAGAAUAUCAAUGACUCUGUUCAAUUUAUUGAAACUAAAGUCGGUGAUAAGCCAAUUACAGCUGAACAAUCAAAACAACUUAAACAACUCAUUAACUCAAGUUCCUUAUCAGCCAACCAAGUUAUCAGUGCUUCAACAGGCUCAAAUGAAGACCGUAUUCUUUCUCAAGCCGUUAAAAUUAAUGAAACACUCGAUAGAGUUUCUGCUUCAUCAAAGAAAGGUAACAAAGCUGAAGUUGAAUCUAAUCUCAAAGAACUUCGUGAAGAAAUUGGUGAUACUAUUCAAUUAGUUAAACAAGCAGCCGAACAAUCUAAAGAUCCACAUAAGAAGGUUGCAUUAAAUGAAGUUGCUGAAAAAUUAAAAACCAUUUCACAACCAAUCACCAAUGCUGCUAAUAAUGCUGCUAGUAAACCAAAUGACGCCACUGCUCAAGCUCAACUCAAUGAAGUUAUUAAUCAAACCAAAGAACUCUUAGCUAAAGCUGUAGGUAACUCAUCAAACAGUGAAGAUCCAUCUAAUCACCUUAAUCAAGUUUUACUCAAAGCUACCAAUGAUAUUAACCGUGUCAAUGGUGCUAUUGAAAGUGGUGAUCAAAAUAGUAUUGGUGAAGCUACUACCAAUCUUAAAGAUACUGAAAACCGUCUUAAAAUUCUUGCCAAAUCAUUGCCAAGUGGUACACCAGAAAAUGAUAAGAUUAGAGCCCACGUUAACAGUCUUGCUAAUCAAACUAUUCCAACUAUUGUAAAUAAUUCUAAUACAUUAUUAGUUCAACCAAAAGACACUGCAGCUAAACAAAAUGCCACCGCUCAAUACAAGAAAGCCCUUGAAGAUGUUGGAACUACAAUUUCAUUAAUCAACAAAGCUCCAGAAGAUAAAAUUAUUGCUAAUGGUACUUCAAUUCAUCGUGAUUCUGAACAACUUAUUAAUGGUGCCAAAUCUAGCGAUAAACAACAAGUUCAAGGUAAUGUUGAUACUGUUUAUAAGACUGCUUCAGAACAAUCAGUUUUAGCCCGUGCACUUGCAGCUCAAACUGAAAAUCAAAAUAGAAAACAAGAAUUAAUCAAUAGAGCCAAUGAAAUUGAUAAGUUAUUACCACAACUCGAUGCCGCAAAUAAAUCAAUUCAAUCAGGUGGUGAUAAGAUUGAUAAAUCAAAUCUUGAUAAGCUUGAAAAGGUUACCAAUGAUAUCAAAUCAUCCAAUCAAAAGAUUGUUGGUGAAGCUAUAAAUGAAAAAUUAGAAAAAGAACACAAAGAAAGAGAAGCUCGUGAAGCUGCAUUCAAGGCCGAGCAAGAACGUAUUCAACGUGAAAAAGAAGAAAGAGAAAAAGCCCAACAAGAUGAAGUUAUGGCCGCUGCACAAAAAAUUGCCGAAAGAACAAAAGAUCUCAACAAAGACUCUACUCCAGAAGGUAAACUUUAUAGCACCGCCCAAGGUAUUGCUGGUAUUAUGAGAGAUCUUUCAACUGCUGCCUCAACUAACGAUAAGAAGGGUAUGAUUCAAUGUUCUAAACUUUUAGCUGAACAAGUUAAUAUUUAUUUAGCUCAAGCUAAAGAAACUGCUGCUAAAUGUACAGAUCCAAAACUUAAAGAACAAAUUAUCACUGCCGCUCAAGCUGCUAAAAAUUUCACUGUCCAACUUAAAAUUAUUGCCGCAGUUAAAGCUGCUUCAGAGGAUGAUGAUGCCAAUACAAAUAAACAACAAUUAGUAAAAUGUUCAAAAGGUUUAGCUAAAGCAGUAGUUCAAACAAUUAAUGCUGUUGAAAUUGGUCAAAUUAGAGUAAGAUAA